UUGGUGACUAAACGCGAGCGUAGGUGAAUAAUUAUCGUGUUCCAGCAUCGCGAGAGUUCGCACAAUACGGCGAACGGUUUUGUUUGUGUAGCUGGCCACCUCGGGCUCGGUUUUGCGCAAAACGUAGAGAGUAGAAAAAAGCUGUGACAACGACGGACCGUAAACAUGUCGGAAUCAUACGAUUAUCUGUUCAAGUUUCUCAUCAUCGGUCGUGCUGGCAGCGGAAAGUCCUGUCUGCUGCAUCACUUUAUCGAAAACAAAUUCAAAGAGGACAGCUCGCACACAAUCGGCGUGGAGUUCGGUUCGCGAAUCGUGAAUGUGGGCGGUAAGUCGAUCAAGCUGCAGAUCUGGGAUACGGCUGGGCAGGAGCGGUUCCGUUCCGUGACCCGUUCGUACUACCGCGGGGCUGCCGGCGCGCUGCUCGUUUACGACACCACCUCGCGGGACAGCUUCAACGUGCUGUGGAACUGGUUGAACGAUGCGCGGACGCUGGCCAGCCAGAACAUCUGCAUCCUGCUCGUCGGCAACAAGAAGGACCUGGAGGAGGAACGCGAGGUCACGUUCCUGGAGGCGAGCAACUUUGCGCAGGAGAACGAGCUUAUAUUUCUGGAGACGAGCGCCAAGACGGGCGAAAACGUUGAGGAAGCCUUUUUGAAGUGCUCCAAAACGAUCCUGGCUAAGAUCGAGACCGGAGAGCUCGAUCCAGAGCGGAUCGGCAGCGGCAUUCAGUAUGGCGAUGCGUCGACCCGGAAUGCUACCGGCGGAGCGCUCGCCAGUGGACAAACCUCCCCGAGGAGCCGCCUACGACCAGACUGCGCCGGUGGUGGUGGCUGUCGUUCGUAGACGGUGUCCGGAGGAGGAUGACCACACCACGCUGUUAAGGUUGGUAACGUUUGAAACCUUUCCUCUUGUUGGAUUUACCUUUUCGUCCGGAGGGCAAAUUGCUUCCGCCAAGAAGAUACCAUAAAAAUAUCGACCGUUUAUGCGCAUUAUCAGUUACUGAUAGAUAAAACAAAACCGCCACUUGAUAGAAUACGUGAUGCGAUUGGUGGCGACAGUAUCUUCUAUCGGUGAUCGAAUCUCAAAACUGUGCUAAAAGGAAAAGGAAAACCCAAAAAUGCCGUCGAACAAUGAACGACCCCUCGACCGAUUGGCGAUUGUUUGUUCAGCUUAAGGAGCAGUAUUCGGGUGUAAAUUAAAUUUGAACAUUUAUUCGGCAUUCGUCGCGCCAAAGCCCUGCCGCCUUUCGGAACGCAUUUGAAGAGUCAACCUGUGUCUGUGUUAUGCUUUCUCUUAUCGUGUUAAACUUUUGUUUGAUAAAUGAAUCUUGCUUUCGGUGCAUUAGUUAUUUUUCCUCUUUUUUCCGUAGCAGAAGAACCCAAGCCACUAGCUGCACCAAGGUGUACCUGAAAACAGUAAGGUUAUAGAAGGUUGCUUUUUGUUUUGUUUGCAUUUCGGUUUCUUAUUGUUUCUGUUCUCCAUAAAAUGUGCUUGUCCGUUAUCGCUAACUAGGUUUCAAAUUGGGUGUUUACUUUCGUGCGGUGUGCGUACUAUCAGCUGCUGUGUGAAAACACACGCGCUUAGGUGGAGGUUAAAAUUGAUUACAAACAGUGUGAGGCAGGCAGGACCACAGAGGGGCCGGUGCGGCCAACGGAGGACAUAUUGUACAUUAAGGUGCCUGGAAAAGCAUGGGUCGAGUGAUGGAACGAGAGAAUGGAGCGUAAACGGAAUCACGAGUGAAUGCGACAAUUUCCAAAACUAUUCGGUUGUCUUGAAACAACAAAGCUACCCUUUCACUCACAAACCGUAGCUGUUGAGACUAAAGAAAGGCCGAUUUAUACACUAUAGAUUAGGAUUCGCCGGGUGGCGCCGGAAAAUAGGACUAAACUAAGAUUAGAGCAAAUGUGUUUUUUUAUCUAUAACAGCGGAUAGAGCCGUAUUUACGUAUGUUUCUUAUUUUAUUAUACAAAAAAGAGUUUAUUCAUUCGGAAGCAAAAAACGUUCACCCUCAGUAAAUUGUCUAAUAAUAAAACUUUGCAGUUGUCUACUUACGGCAUGUUAGAAGCGCUUCGGAAUAGAGUUGAGUAAAAAUCUGCUUGAAGGUGCUAGAAAUUCUACCUGUGACGUCCGCUUUGUAAAAAUAAUCAUCGGACUAGACACUAAACCUUUCCCUUUAUUACUGUGUAUUAGAAAACCUGAGUUUCAGAGUAAUACAAAUAAAUAU
This is a messenger RNA of Anopheles cruzii, 2224 nucleotides long. It is a transcript of the gene Rab4, whose product is annotated as ras-related protein Rab-4B. Gene Ontology annotation, biological process: regulation of endocytosis; Rab protein signal transduction. The coding region runs from base 166 to 843 and encodes 225 amino acids. The record is from RefSeq and is a predicted model, not a curated record. The transcript is spliced from 3 exons. NCBI's taxonomy places the organism in Eukaryota, Metazoa, Arthropoda, Insecta, Diptera, Culicidae. Gene Ontology annotation, molecular function: GTPase activity; GTP binding. Gene Ontology annotation, cellular component: endosome.